Messenger RNA from Thlaspi arvense, 2391 nucleotides. The record is from the annotation of a GenBank genome assembly. NCBI's taxonomy places the organism in Eukaryota, Viridiplantae, Streptophyta, Magnoliopsida, Brassicales, Brassicaceae.
AUGGCUUCCUGGGAGAAAUCUGAAGUUGUUUUGAUAAAAGAUCUUCUUGCUUGUGUAGGCGUACACAUAUUUGGAAUCAUGGCGCAACCAAGGUACACCAGGAUAGAUAACAGGAGGCCGUCGUCAAAUUAUUGCUCAACAGUGACGGUUGUUGUGUUUGUGGCCCUCUGCUUGGUCGGGAUCUGGAUGAUGACUUCAUCCUCUGCUGGACCCGCUCAGAAUGUUGAUGUGGUUUCUCUGGACAGCAAAGAUGGGAUAAAGAAACAGUCGACCCCACCUGCGGAGGAGGGCAAAGGCCAGAAGUUUGAAGACGCAUCUGGUGAAACACCAAAUGAGGAGAACAAAGGAGACGGUGAUGCAAGCUUGCCUCAAGGCGACGAGAGCUCAGGCAAACAAGAUGACCAGGAAGAGAAGAAAGAAGAGAAAACUAUAGAUGAGUCGACUUCAUCUGGUGAGACAAAAAGUGAGACGGAAAGUGGGGAAAAUAAAUCCGAUGACUCCAAAUCAGAGAAUGGUGAUGGAAGUGAUUCAGAUGAGAAAAAAGAUUCGAAAGAGAACCCAGAUGAAGAAAACCCUGAUUCCAAUGAAAAGCAAACUAAACCCGAAACGGAGGACAAUGAGUCUGGUGAGGAUGGUGAAAGCCAAAAGAAAUUUGAUGCUGAUGACAGUGAGAAGAAACCAACAGGUGUCAAAGAUGAUAAAGAAACCAAAACAGUCAGUGAAGAUACUGAAACAAAGACCGAGAAAGAAAACACCGAGACAAAUGUGGAUGUUCAAGUAGAGCAAGAGACUCAACCUAGAAACGAGACCUCAGGUGAUCUUUCGUCUCCUGGGGCACAGUUAGAGUUACAGAAUGAAACUGUUGCACAAAACGGUUCGUUUUCAACCCAGGCAACAGAGUCCAAAAAUGAGAAAGAAGCUCAGAAGGGUUCUGGCGAUAAAAUUGAUUUCCAAUGGACACUCUGCAAUACAACUGCCGGACCGGAUUACAUUCCCUGUCUCGAUAAUGUGCAAGCCAUUAGGAGUCUUAAGAGCACUAAACACUAUGAGCAUCGUGAGAGGCAUUGCCCAGACAGCCCACCCACUUGCCUCGUUCCGUUGCCUGAUGGAUACAAGCGGCCGAUCGAAUGGCCCAAAAGUAGAGAAAAGAUCUGGUACACCAACGUCCCCCAUACUAAGCUUGCUGAGUAUAAGGGGCAUCAAAAUUGGGUUAAAGUUACCGGUGAGUAUCUAACUUUUCCUGGUGGAGGAACCCAGUUCAAGCACGGUGCUCUUCAUUACAUCGAUUUCAUACAGGAGUCUGUCCCUGAUAUUGCAUGGGGUAAACGUUCUCGCGUGAUCUUGGAUGUUGGAUGUGGUGUUGCAAGCUUUGGAGGUUUCCUCUUUGACAGAGACGUGAUCACGAUGUCCCUCGCCCCAAAAGAUGAACAUGAAGCUCAAGUGCAAUUUGCUCUUGAGAGAGGCAUUCCUGCCAUUUCUGCAGUGAUGGGCACUACAAGGCUACCUUUCCCUGGCAGAGUCUUUGACAUUGUUCACUGUGCUCGCUGUAGGGUGCCAUGGCACAUAGAAGGUGGUAAACUCCUUCUGGAGCUUAACCGUGUAUUGAGACCCGGUGGCUUCUUUGUGUGGUCUGCUACUCCUGUUUAUCAGAAGAAGACCGAAGAUGUUGAAAUUUGGAAAGUUGUUUUGGGAAUGAAAGUGCCACUUCAAGCAUGCAUGCACCCCGCGCCUGAAGACAAAACGCAACGUGGAUCUCAGUGGCCCGAGCAAUGGCCAGCGAGAGUAGAGAAACCACCGUUCUGGUUAUCGAGUUCGCAGACUGGAGUUUAUGGAAAAGCAGCACCAGAGGACUUCAGCGCUGAUUCUGAACAUUGGAAACGCGUAGUGACCAAAUCAUACCUUAAAGGUUUAGGAAUCAACUGGGCAACCGUUAGAAAUGUCAUGGACAUGAGAGCCGUUUAUGGAGGAUUUGCGGCGGCUCUGAGAGAUUUGAAAGUGUGGGUCAUGAAUGUGGUACCAAUAGAUUCGCCAGACACACUUGCAAUAAUCUAUGAACGAGGACUCUUCGGUAUCUACCACGAUUGGUGUGAAUCUUUCAGUACGUACCCGAGGUCGUACGAUCUUCUUCACGCCGACCAUCUUUUCUCCAAACUCAAACAAAGGUGCAAUCUAACUGCGGUUAUUGCGGAAGUGGAUCGGGUUUUGAGACCGGAAGGGAAACUGAUAGUUCGAGAUGACGCGAAAACCAUACAAGAAGUGGAAGCAAUGGUGAAAGCGAUGAAAUGGGAAGUUCGUAUGACUUAUUCUAAGCAAAAAGAAGGUUUGCUUUCAGUUCAAAAGUCGAUUUGGCGACCCAAAGAAGUAGAAACUCUCACUUACGCUAUCGCUUGA